Messenger RNA from Aspergillus mulundensis, 6219 nucleotides. RefSeq names its product AP-1 complex accessory protein LAA1. The record is from RefSeq and is a predicted model, not a curated record. Gene Ontology annotation, biological process: endocytosis; intracellular protein localization; retrograde transport, endosome to Golgi. The transcript is spliced from 5 exons. Gene Ontology annotation, cellular component: membrane; Golgi apparatus; endocytic vesicle. Lineage: Eukaryota; Fungi; Ascomycota; Eurotiomycetes; Eurotiales; Aspergillaceae. Bases 1 to 6219 code for a protein of 2072 amino acids.
AUGUCUUCAGCGGAGGUGGCCAGGUCAUCCUCCGACAACAAUACUAGCAACGAUGCGACCCCUCGUGCGGAGCUCAACAUCACCAAGCUCCAUGCGCUGCCCUCCGAACAGCAGGACCUCUACCUCCUAACCUUCACCUCCGAUCUGGUGCAGCACAUUUCCGCUCUCGAUAAAGCUCAGGUCUCCGCGGAGCAGAAAUUCUUGAAGAAGGAGUUGUUCAAGGUCCUGACCCUCACCUCACCGACGAUCACACGAGUUAUCCGCAACAAUCUCGGGCGAUGCUUCGGCGCUAUAUUCAGCAAGGGAGACCGUGGGAUAUUGUUUGAGACCGUCACCGACCUGCUAGCCGUGCUGAAUGCGGGCAAGAAUGAAGCAGAUCUUCGGACCAAGUUCGCUGCGGCUCAUUGCUUGGGUGACGUCUUUGCUACGGCGGGGGAGAGCGUCUUCGCUCAGUCUGGCGCUGUCGUCACAAGUCUACUGAAGCUGUUGAAGCCUUCUAGUAAUCAUACGGGCUGUCGAGGAUCCGUAUUUGCUGUGUUGCGCAAGGUAGUCUGUGGCACUGGGGUUCCGGUGGAUGAAGGCACCGCCCGAGAUAUCUGGAAGCAGGCGCGCAAUGCCGCCACGGGUGAUAAGUCAACGUUCGUACAGGUCCAUGCCUGUCGCUGUCUUGAACAACUGCUCCAUACGACACCUUAUUUCGAUAACGCGAACGACUUCGAGACAUUGAAGGCAGUUGUAUGGAAGGUUAUCGACAGCCCGUUGGCACCCGUUCGACACGCCGCCGCAGCUUGUCUCGCCAGGGCACUCACGAAACUGCACGCAAAGGAUGCUAGGAUUAUGCCUGCUCCGAAACCCAAGAAGGCAAAAAGGCAAUCGAAGAAGCCUGGCCCUAGGCCGGGAGAGGAUGAGGAUGAGGCCGAGAUCUCCGAGUCUUCUUCAGCCCCCAAGAAGUCAGAGUCUCGGCUAUACUUCUUACUCCCAGACCUCCUGAAGCAGUUGUCAACACAGUAUCUCCGGAGCACAACAUCCAACCGAGCACGAGCGGGGAUUGCGGUUUGUUACAAGCACGUUCUACGCAUCUUGGGCGAGAAGCUUGUGGAAGAGCGGUAUGACCAGAUCGCUAAUCACCUACUGUUUGAUCUUCUGAACCACCCGACGGUGACAUACAAUCGUUUCCGAUUGCUUAUGACGAGGAAGGUUGUUGGGAGUAUUCUGGAGGAAACUAUUGGCCGUGAUUCCCUCCGAGAGAAUAGUCGUCUCACUGCAGCGAAAUGGCUCAUCAACGAGGUGCUCAAGGACUAUCCGCAGGUUAUCCAGGAGCGUCGCGAGCCUAGCAAGUACACGCUGACCAGUGCUUUGAAUGCCCUCUCUUCCCUAAUUUCUUCGCUGGGCUCUGCCUUUGUUUCCCUAGCCGAGAGUUGCCGUGAUGCGUUGCUCCAAGUACUCGCUCAUCCUAGCUAUACUGUGCAAAUCCACGCGGCGCACUGUCUACGGAUAUUUGUCCUUGCCUGCCCAUUUCAGCUAUUGUCAUGCGUGACAAUCUGCCUGAAUAGUCUCAAUCGCGAAGUCUCGCAGCUGUCGACUCCACGGCAGUCUCCACGCCGCUGUGUUGGCUAUGCCAAUGGCAUGUCUGCGAUGCUGAGUACAUCUCGAUUGCAGCCACUUUAUGGUUCCGUCGAGAUUUACUCUCGUGUGUUCACUCAAGCUACAGAUCUCUUGAAGACCAGCAGCAACUCUGAGUUGCGUGCUGCCAGUACGCAGAUUCAGGUGGCUUGGAUCCUAAUUGGAGGGUUGAUGCCACUCGGACCUAGCUUUGUGAAGAUUCAUCUUUCUCAGCUUAUGUUGCUGUGGAAGAAUGCUCUACCGAAGCACUUGAGUCAAGAGAACUCUGCUAAGAAGGGCUAUCUAGAGAUGAGUUUUCUGGCACAUGUCAGGGAAUGCGCCCUCGGGGCACUACUUGCAUUCAUGGAGUUCAAUGGCAAGAUGAUAACUGCGGACGGGGCAAGAAGAAUCGCCGCUAUGCUGCAAAACACCGUUGAAUUUAUCGACGAGAUCCCGCGACAAAAGUCGACGAUGGAUAUAUCGCAGCGUCUCCACCCCUCCUUGCAACUACACGAUAUCGAGACUAUGGUCCGACGGCGUGUCCUCCAAUGUUUCGCGAAACUUCUCCAUGCCCAUCCGCUCAGCCACGCAGAUGUGAUCUCGCAGUCGAGUCUUCUGAGCUUGGCAAUCUCAUCUUUUGCUGACCCGGAUGCCACCCAGUCUAGUCCUUUAGAGAGUUCAAUCGCAGCGUCAACCGCGCAGUUUGAGAAUCUCUGGGACCUGAGUGAUAACUUCGGGUUCGGAGUAACAGGCUUAGCAAGGGAUUACGUGAGGGCAACUCUCUCAGGGAAGCAUGAGGGUGAGAGUGGUCCAGCCUGGUCGGCUAUCGAAUCAAUGGACCAGGUUGUGGAUGAUACCUUGAUAUUCCCUAUUUGCGACGCCAGUGAGAAUGAUUCAGUCCUGCUUUACUCCGCAAGGCGAGGAGACCGUCUUUCUGCCGAUCCACACUCGACUGGUGUAGUAAAUGCUGCGAUCGAGCUGUUCUCAGUUGCUCUCGGGUUGCAUGCACCAAAGGUCCAAGAAAGUAGCGUCGAACAGAUUGCGACCUAUCUCUCUUCAACAGGCUUGCAGCGCAAUCCUGGGCGCAAAGCGGCUAUGGUCGUCAACAUAUCCGUGGCGCUGCUUCAUACCCUAAAGGUCGCUGUGAAGGAGAGUGGUCCAACCGUUGGCAAGCUUAGCCCUACAACAGAGAAGGUCAUGCAGGAGCUUAUUCAGAAAUUUGUCCUUGAUCCUGACCCAAUUGUGCGGACAGUUGGUGUCGAGGCACUUGGACGCUUAUGCGAGAACUCAGGAAAUUCCUUCACUAACGCCCAGAUCAACUGGGUGGUCGACACUAUCGUUGCGAAUAGGGAACCAAAUGCACGUGCAGGCUGUGCCGCUGCGUUGGGCUGCAUCCAUGCUCAGAUCGGUGGCAUGGCAGCCGGUCUGCACCUGAAGACCAUUGUUGGGGUCUUGAUGUCGCUCUGUAAUGACUCUCAUCCGGUUGUUCAUUUCUGGGCUCUUGGUGGUCUUGAAAAGGUGGCCAACUCUGCGGGCUUGACUUUUUCUCCCUUCGUCUCAAGCACUCUUGGAAUGCUGGCUCAGCUAUACAAUGCUGAUACCCAUAACGAAGAGGCCGAAUCUCUCGCUACGUCCAACAUUGAGAUGUCUUUCCUUACCCCUGUGGUAAUUAGUCGCUGCAUUGACUCUUUGAUCAACGUUUUGGGUCCCGAUCUACAGGAUAUUGCUAAAACGCGAAGCCUGAUCCUCACGCUUUUACGGCAGUUUCAGCUGGAGGAGAAUUCUGCAUUGGUAACUGAGAGCUCAAGGUGCCUUGAUCACUUGUCGCUAUAUGCGCCGGGGUACGUGGACUUCUCUGGAUACGUCAAGCGCCUGCAGAACGAGCUUUCUGCUCAGGAUGCUUUGAUGAGAGACGUGGCUAUUCGAGGCUUAACGAACUUGAUGAAGCGAGACGCAACCGCUGUCAUCGAAGCAGCGACUCCCGCUCUGGAGGAAGGGAUCUGGCUUGCAUUUGAUGACACUCCUAAUAACGCUAUCCUGAAGAGCAUGAUCCGGGAUUGGCUGCAACAGACUGCACUAACUGAGACCGAGCUCUGGAUUCAACGCUGCCAUGACACCCUAACAAAGACGCGCCUUAAAGUCGAAGACUUGCCGCCCAUAUCCGCAAUAAAGCCCACAGCUACUGACCUACCGGAUGAUGAAGUCGCCGGCUUUGCGUCUGCGAUUGCAGGUGCUGGUCCGGACGAUAGCACGGGAGAUGCUGUUGCCGGUCAGGAGCUUCUGAAAUGGCAAACUCGGAACUUCGUUAUGGGCUGUCUGAGUGAAUUGUUGGAGUUGGUGCAGGAAGCGAUUCUGCCAGAUCAGACGAUUCCCGCGGAGUUGGCUCUCCAGCAAAAGGUCGGGGAUAUCGUUAGGAUGGCGUUCUCUGCAUCAACCGCGAACGUGGUUGAACUGCGUGUUUGGGGUUUGAAGAUCCUCGACCAAGUUCUGAAGAUGUUUGGCAAAACACCCGAUCCGGACUUUGCAGAAGCCUCUCUACUUGAGCAGUAUCAGGCUCAGAUUGGGUCGGCUCUGACUCCGGCCUUUGCUGCAGAUUCUUCGCCUGAGCUUGCAUCGGAGGCGAUCAAUGUGUCUGCCACCUUUAUUGCAACUGGUAUAGUGACUAAUGUGGAGCGAAUGGGAAGGAUCUUGAAGCUCUUAGUGCUAGGCCUCGAGAACUUUUCUGCGAACCCCGAUACCACCGAGAUAGGAGAUCUCAAAGGCCUCAACUCCAAUGCAAAAGUCAUGGUCAAGAUGGCGUUGUAUGCAGCUUGGGCACGGCUUCAGAUUGCAAGCAUUGAGCACGAGUAUCUCAAUCAGGUUGUUCAGCCAUACCUGCUGAAGCUUACUCCCCUUUGGCUAGCUUCUCUUCAAGAGUAUGCCCGGCUUCGCUUUGAGCCGGAUAUCUCGGGCAGCCUUGGAACUGGUCCAGAGAGCGGUGAUUUGGACGAAGUUUAUGCCGCUCUUAACCGGGAGACUCUUCUCAAAUUCUAUCAAGAAACUUGGUUGAGCCUUGUUGAUGCUAUUGCUGGCCUCGUGGAGAGGGAUAUUGACUUUGUUUUCGAUGCUCUAGACGGCAAGGCACAGAUCGAGGAGCGGGAGAAGCCCGAAGAAGAGGAUAAACCCAUCAGCGAAGAACCAAAGGGGAAGGGCGAUGAUAUUAAUUACCGUGAUGAACCUGUUGCAUUCUUUUUCGUGCUUUUCGGGUUGGCGUUUGAAGCCCUCGUUGACCAGUCAACGUCGGCCUCGCAGAGAAUGGAGAUUCUCCAGGCUCUCAAGAGAAUCCUGAGACCCAUAAUCUCGGGUAACGCUAUCUACCAAGAUGCCAUCUUCUCUGAAACAAUGGACAGUCUAGACCGGCUUGCGUUGACCGAAGGGACUGCCGUUCAGAAUGUCAUUGUGGAGAUAGCGCGAAACCUUGCCUUAGACCACCCUUCUGCGAAAGGUGGUGAAGACCGCAGCGACCAUCUCUCGGAUGAUAUUGAACAGCUGUUUGAGCUAACGCGGAGCAUCAUCCUCGUCCUUGCCGGCCUCCUACCUAACCUCCGAGAAUCCACUACGAUAGCACGUUUUAACGUGGGUUCAGAUGACGCGCUGUCGCUCAUCCGCCUCUCCCUUUCCUCUCUAGUCAACGUUGCCUCGAUAUUCCCAUCCAUCAUUCGAAACGACCUUAACGCAUGCAUCCUCCACAUCUUCAGCACUAUCCUCGCCACAGGGCUCUGCCAGCAGGAAGUCGUCCCGCAAGCCCUUCCCACAUUCAAACACUUCAUCCUAAGCAUCAGUAACCAGGAAGAUACCAGCCUCAGUCCGGAGAACCAGGAAGAAAACCGCACCGUCGUCUCCCACCAACUCCGCGGCUGUCUCGUCCGCUUCCUAACAACCCUCACAAUUGCCCAGCGCCGCGAGUCCGAGUCCUCCCUCCCCUGCGCCAAAAAUACUCUCCUCACAAUCACCAUCCUCCUAACAACUGGUGGCCACCUCAUUCCCCCGCAUGACCCUAUUCUCCCUCAAAUCCUCAACGAACUCCUCGAUUGCCUCCAGGACGUCGGCCUCGCUAGCGUUGCGGCGGGCUGUAUCCGCUCGAUCCUCCUCUCACCGACUACUAAAUCACCCACUGAUCAAGUCAUCGCCCGCUAUCUGAUCCCAAGGCUUAUUUCCUUCCUCGUCGGCACACCAGCUGAGUCAGGAGAAAUCCCCAACGACCCGGAGAACUCACGAACCAUCAUUGCGCGCACGCUAGUCUCUUGCGUGACCAUGCCGAGCGCAACGAUCUUCGCCUCAGAAGAAACAUCAACAGCCAUCUCCCUGGUCAUUUCGUGUCUCCUUGCGCGCGCUAAACGCGAGGGCUCACCCGUUUACGCCGAGACAGCUGUGUACCUCCUCGAGCUAGCGAAGACCGACCAGAUUAUCUUCAGGACGCUCGUUGGCUCGAUGAAUCCUGUUCAGAAGUCGCUCCUUGAAGAGGUUCUACGAAGCGGUAAUGUUGGUGGUGGCGGUACCGCGGGGCGGCCGCAGGAGGCGCAGAACGGAGGUGGGCAGCAGAGUAUGCCGAGUAUUGCGCUGCGGUUUGAUUUCUAG